Messenger RNA from Anopheles nili, 1700 nucleotides. RefSeq names its product cystathionine beta-synthase-like protein. The record is from RefSeq and is a predicted model, not a curated record. NCBI's taxonomy places the organism in Eukaryota, Metazoa, Arthropoda, Insecta, Diptera, Culicidae. The transcript is spliced from 6 exons. Gene Ontology annotation, cellular component: cytoplasm. Gene Ontology annotation, molecular function: cystathionine beta-synthase activity; cysteine synthase activity. Bases 1 to 1668 code for a protein of 555 amino acids.
AUGACCAGCACUGGUAGCCAUCGGAAUUGCCCCAUGCAUGGGAACUUGGCGGUGGGAUCCAAACAGAAGCCCACCCCAGAACAGGACUCGCAGGAUGUGAUGGCGAACUUUAUUCGGCCCGAUCAACCGUCUCGGUGCACCUGGCCGGAUGCUACGGCGAAACCGAACCCACAUAACCAUUUGCCGCUCACUCCCAAGCCGGACAUACUGCCCACGAUUUUGGAAGCCGUCGGAGGAACGCCGCUAGUGAAACUUAACAAAAUUCCUCAAUCUUUCGGCCUGAAAUGCAAUGUCUAUGCCAAGUGUGAGUUUCUCAACCCAGGUGGUUCGGUCAAGGAUCGAAUUGGCGUACGAAUGGUUCUGGAGGCGGAACGUGACGGAUUGCUCAAACCGGGUUGCACCAUCAUCGAACCAACAUCUGGCAACACCGGCAUCGGGUUAGCAAUGGCCGCGGCUGCCAAGGGUUACCGCUGUCUGAUCGUGAUGCCUGAGAAGAUGUCGAACGAGAAGGUGGACACCCUCAAGGCUCUCGGUGCUGAGGUGAUCCGAACACCGACUGAGGCUGCCUUCGACUCACCUGAGGGCCUGAUUGCGGUGUCGCAACGUCUGCAACGUUCCAUCCCGGAUUCGGUCAUACUUGACCAAUACCGGAACGCCGGUAACCCUCUAGCUCACUACGACGGAACUGGUGCUGAGAUUGUGCAGCAACUCGAGGGUCGUGUGGAUAUGGUCGUGAUUGGUACCGGAACGGGUGGUACCAUGACCGGAAUUGGGCGUAAGAUCCGAGAGGCUUGUCCAAGCUGUAAGGUGAUCGCUGCUGAUCCAGAAGGAUCGAUCCUGGCUGAACCGGAAGAGCUUAACCGGUCGGAAGUGAGCUUCUACGAGGUUGAAGGUGUUGGAUACGACUUUCUGCCAACCGUGUUGGACCGCACUGUGGUCGAUCGGUGGUAUAAGUUCAAUGAUCGUCAGGCUCUGCCACUUGCACGACGUCUCAUCCGGGAUGAAGGGUUACUGUGUGGAGGCAGCAGUGGAGGUAAUUUGUAUGUUGCUCUUGAAGCCGCCAAGGAGCUCGGUGAGGGUCAGAAUUGCGUCGUUAUUCUGCCAGACAACAUCCGCAACUACCUGACGAAGUUCGUGUCAGACAAUUGGAUGGAGGCGCGUUACUUCAAGGAAUCGGAGAACUGUCAUAAUCAAACUUGGUGGGACGAAAAGGUCAGCUCUUUGCCCCUGGAGUCGUUGAUUACCGUGCGAGAUGACGUACCGAUCAGUGAAGCUAUUGCGACGAUGAAGCAGAACAACCGAUCACACCUCCCGGUGGUGGAUGAGAAUGGGGUCGUCAAAGGAGUCGUUCACCUGCCGAAUCUUUUGAGCAAACUGUUGAAUCGUUUAGCGAAACCCACCGACCUGGUACGUCGUGCCAUCUUCAAGCAGUUUGUUAAGAUCGACCACGAGGAGUGUGUGGGUCGUGCGUCUCGCAUUUUGGAGAAAGAUAGCUUCCUGAUGGUUACUCGCAAGGAAUUGUCUGGUAAGCUGCCAGCGCUGGAAAAAAUCGUGGGAAUACUCACACAAGGCGCUCUGUUCGACUAUGUUGCAGCACAGGCUAGUACUGUUACAAACGGAAACAGCAACACCAACGGAAACGGUGACACUAAUGGCAGUACGAACUAAGGGAUUAGCCUUAAUUGUGACGAACCACGAAA